This is a messenger RNA of Mobula hypostoma (lesser devil ray), 3095 nucleotides long. RefSeq names its product N-acetyllactosaminide alpha-1,3-galactosyltransferase-like. The transcript has 7 exons. NCBI's taxonomy places the organism in Eukaryota, Metazoa, Chordata, Chondrichthyes, Myliobatiformes, Myliobatidae. The record is from RefSeq and is a predicted model, not a curated record. The coding region runs from base 1102 to 2022 and encodes 306 amino acids. Gene Ontology annotation, biological process: carbohydrate metabolic process. Gene Ontology annotation, cellular component: membrane; Golgi apparatus; vesicle. Gene Ontology annotation, molecular function: hexosyltransferase activity.
UUCCUGCCAAUGUAGAUUGACAGGAAGCCGCCAAGUUCUGAACAUUGCCUAUGUCAGCUCAUAAGCCCAUUGGGGGGAAAAUCAAUAGGUUGGAAUAUCCGCCGUCUAGGUACCUGACAACUGCAUUUUUCCAAGCUAACAGGGUUUGUGGUCAUUUUUCCAAAACAUAUUAAUCUCAUCUGUUGAAAGAGGACCAUGAUCGAAAAUCUACCAUAAAGCGGCGACUCCACAUCCUCUAUUCUCUUUGUAUAUUUAUAAAGGGACAAGAAGAGGUUAAAAUGGUUUUGCCAGGCCUUUAUUAGAGUCACGUCGGUUCUGGUUUAUAAACCUUAUAAAAUUUAAAAAACACUUACAGACGAACAAUUCUUUUAAAAGGUUUUACUGGAACUUCUGAAGUACUGGUAUCGAUACGCAAGCCCAUUUACUGCUGUUGCGCCAUCGGUACUGCCGCUUUCCACUGAAGACAGCGGUUGGCUGUGGAGUUCCAACAUAGCUUUGUAGAGGAGCUGUAAACCAGGAUUUCCAGCUCGGGGUUGAAACCAAAGCGGAGCAAUACGCCGACGAGGGAGCAUCCUCCUCACAGAUCUAAACAUUUCGCUGCUGUUCUUCAAAUGACCCCGAAACGGAUGGUCAUAAAGUGGAUAUACUACGUGAAGUACCUGGUAAUGAAACAGAAAUGCUUGUGUUUGCUCCUCGUGUUUGCUGCCUAUUCAAUGGUGGACCCAAUUUUCUUCAGAUUUAUGGAAGGAUUCUCUCCCAUGGAGAAAUGUCAUUUGCCCAAAGGAUUAAAAUUAAAACCUGGAGACCACGCAGACAAUUAUCUGGACUAUUGAACUUCUUCGUUGGUUAUCCUGUCCGUAUAUGAUGUGCAUAGCAUUCUUCUGAGGAACCACAUCUCUGCUGCAUUGAUUCUUUUUCCAUUGCAUUUGUGAUGGUCCAUGACUCGCAGCCAUUCGUUAAUAUAAGAAGAAUGUAGCAGCUGAGAGUUCUAAGGCGGAUGUCAAAUGUUAUUUUCUUGAUCGUUAGGAUGUUUCUCAUUUCUGUAAAUGCUGUUCCUGCCAUCGCUAUUCUUGCUUUUGUCUGUUCCGCAUUUGCCAUCAGAUGUUACCCAUGAUCCAAGUCAUCCAUGCCAUCCACAAUACCACCACCAAUCUUUGGAUCAUCUGCAAACUUGCUAACCCACCCAUGACCAGGACUGAUGUUCAAACCUGCACAAGUUGGAAUGCUCCUAUCAUUUGGGAAGGGACCUUUAACCCAACGGAUUUCGAUGAGAUGUACAAGAAAAAGAACACCGUUAUUGGUCUCACAGUCUUUGCGGUUGGCAACUACUUGGACUUGUACUUGGAGCAUUUCCUGAUGACUGCUGAUGAACAUUUCAUGCCGGGAUUCCCUGUCAUCUUCUAUGUGUUUGUAGAUAACCUGACCAAGCUUGAGCAGAUAGAUUCAAAGCUGAGAGGAAGAGGGAAAGUCAGAGGUUUUAAAGUUGAACGGCACAAGCGAUGGCAGGACAAUUCCAUGUUCCGUAUGAAGCAGAUCUACGAGUUGAUUGACAAUCAUGCCAAAAAGGAGACCAGCUACAUAUUUUGCUUUGAUGUGGAUCAGUAUUUUCAAAGCCGCUUUGGCACAGAGGCACUGGGUGAGUCGGUGGCUCUCCUGCACGCCUGGUUCUAUAGAAAGCCAAAGUUUUUGUUCACUUACGAAAGUAAUCCUCACUCCGCAGCGUACCUAGAGGGCGAGGGGGAUUUCUACUACCACGCAGCUGUGUUUGGUGGCACUUGGCAGAGUGUGAGGAACCUGACAGAGGCCUGCUACCUGGGGAUUAUGCAGGACAAGGAGCGAAACGUGGAGGCCCUUUGGCACGACGAGAGUCACCUUAACAAAUACUUAUGGUUGCAUAAACCCACCAAAAUCCUUUCGCCAGAAUACUGUUGGGAUCCAAAAAUUGGAUGGCGGAGAGACAUCCGUGUGUUCCGGCUGCUUUGGGUCAAGAAGCAGUAUGCAGUUAGUCGAGAAAUUAACUAAUUAUUUGAGAAAAGGGAUUUAUAUUGACUUUUAUCUCUUUCCCCUUGGUUGUUCUCCUGGCAGACACAGAGUGGACGAGGUGCAAAGGGGAAUAGCUGAAGUCUGUCCUGAAUUAUAUGUGCCUUAUCUUCCCUCACACAUAUCGAAUUUAGUAAAGGAUCCCCUUUUCCACCAGUCUGUUGCAAGGCACCAUCUUGAAAGUGGGUCUGAAGCUUAUUUGAGGAAUAAUUGGCCUGGAGAUGAUUAAAUCACUGAAAUUUCCUGAUGAUGAAAUGGUUCUUGGAUGGCCCUCAUUUCAGUUAGUAUGUCCUCCUACUAAACAGCAGCCAGAAAGAACAGCUACCAACAAGCCACUCACAUGCUGAGAGUUCGAGGGAUUUUUUUUCAAUGGACUAUUCACAGAUGAGGGUUCUGCAGAGGAAGUAGAAAGGGGAGAUGAGGUCAGGCAGCCACCAGUUUGACAAGGAAGACGGGAAAAGGAAGGACACUACAUAGGAUGAGAUGGAAGACGCCAGCACCAUCUCGCAUUCCAGAUUGAAUUGUCCUUCACUCUCUACCAGGACUUGAGCUGAUCCUGUGUUUACCUACUGCUGUACUUGUGCACUGGGCUACAUCUGUACAUACAUGCACGCUAAUGCACGUACUAAAUCUUCAGAUAUUUAGCGUCAGUCUAUUUCAAAUUACUGUAAUCAGUAAAUAAAAUCAGAAUUCUGCACUAAAUUCAGAUAGCCACCUAGGAAUCUUUUGUUAGCAGGUUUAGCAUAAAUUCUCAUAAUUUCAUUGAAACAGCUACUACCUUGAUGAUUUUUCAUUGUAAUAACCUUUAGCGUGUCCAUCCAAUGCCAGAAACAAAUUCCUUUUAAACACGGUUCUGGGUCAAGUGGAUAAAAUAAACUAAAGCUUUAAUGAAAUAUUUUUUUAAAGAAUAAAAAAAUCUGUGAAUUAUGUUUACAGAGAUCCUUUAAGGUCAGCACUGAUUUUAUGUUGUUUUGAUAUCAUUAAUAAUUUGCAGAUCUUUCUUUUUGGGUAUGAAAUUGUAUGUUUGAGUUGGGGUGAAUAAAUUUACAAUUCUG